This is a messenger RNA of Carassius gibelio (silver crucian carp), 5796 nucleotides long. Its product is annotated as bone morphogenetic protein 1. Bases 52 to 2982 code for a protein of 976 amino acids. The record is from RefSeq and is a predicted model, not a curated record. NCBI's taxonomy places the organism in Eukaryota, Metazoa, Chordata, Actinopteri, Cypriniformes, Cyprinidae. Gene Ontology annotation, molecular function: serine-type endopeptidase activity; metalloendopeptidase activity; calcium ion binding. The transcript is spliced from 20 exons. Gene Ontology annotation, biological process: proteolysis.
CCGAUCAUCUCUCUCCGGCUGUACCUCUAUUCCUGCUCCACUAGCCCAAUCAUGGACCUCGCAGCGAGGUGUGCGUUCCUGUUCUCCAGCUUCGCCCUGCUCGCAGCGCUCGAUCUGGACGCGAUUGAUCCCGGCUACUAUGUGGAGACCAGCAGCCCGUCAGAUGUGAUCGACUACAAAGAUCCCUGCAAAGCUGUUGCUUAUCUCGGAGACAUCGCGCUGGAUGAGGAAGAUAUGCGCAUGUUUAAAGUGGACCGCAUUGUGAAUUUAGCAGAGAGAACGGUCACAAUUCUGAAUCACACAGAUACGGGUUCACUUAACAAUGAGACGAAUACAAACGAUACGGCGUCCAAUCGGGGAACCCAUCGCAGGAAGAGGGCAGCGACGUCCAGACCUGAGAGGGUGUGGCCCGAGGGCGUCAUUCCUUACGUCAUCAGCGGGAACUUCAGCGGAAGCCAGAGAGCCAUAUUCAGACAGGCCAUGAGACACUGGGAAAAACACACAUGUGUGACAUUCAUCGAGAGAACAACAGAGGAGAGCUACAUCGUCUUCACCUACCGGCCGUGUGGGUGCUGCUCGUAUGUGGGCCGGAGAGGAGGGGGUCCACAGGCCAUAUCCAUCGGAAAGAACUGUGAUAAGUUUGGGAUUGUGGUGCACGAGCUCGGUCACGUGAUCGGAUUCUGGCAUGAGCACACGCGACCCGACAGAGACGAUCAUGUCAGCAUCAUACGGGACAACAUCCAGCCAGGACAGGAGUACAACUUCCUGAAGAUGGAGCCUGCUGAUGUGGACUCACUCGGAGAGGGCUAUGACUUCGACAGCAUCAUGCACUAUGCAAGAAACACCUUUUCCAGAGGGAUAUUUUUGGACACCAUUCUGCCACGAUAUGAUGUGAAUGGAGUUCGGCCGCCCAUCGGUCAGAGGACCAGAUUGAGUAAAGGAGACAUCACACAGGCACGCAAACUUUACAAGUGUCCAAGAUGUGGAGACAGUUUGCAGGAGAGCAGUGGGAACUUGUCUUCUCCUGGUUUUCCGAAUGGUUAUUCAGCCUAUAUGCACUGCAUAUGGAGAAUCUCAGUCACACCUGGAGAAAAGAUCAUUCUGAACUUUACAUCAAUGGAUUUAUACCGGAGUCAUCUGUGCUGGUAUGAUCAUGUGGAGAUCAGAGAUGGAUAUUGGAGGAAAGCCCCAUUGAAAGGUCGAUUUUGUGGGGAUAAAUUACCGGAGCCGAUCAUCUCUACUGACAGUCGCCUGUGGAUUGAGUUUCGCAGCAGCAGCAACUGGGUGGGAAAGGGCUUCUCUGCUGUUUAUGAAGCCAUUUGCGGUGGGGAGGUGAAGAGAGACAAUGGUCAAAUUCAGUCUCCGAAUUACCCAGAUGACUACAGACCUAACAAAGUGUGCGUGUGGAAGAUCACUGUGACUCAGGGUUACCAUGUAGGCCUUACCUUCCAGUCUUUUGAGAUCGAGAGGCAUGAUAACUGUGCAUACGACUACCUGGAGGUUCGAGAUGGGAACUCAGAAAGCAGCCCACUGUUGGGCAGAUUCUGUGGUUAUGACAAACCUGACGAUAUUAAAUCCAGUACCAACCAGCUCUGGAUGAAAUUUGUGUCUGAUGGGUCUGUCAACAAAGCUGGAUUUGCUGCUAAUUUCUUCAAAGAAAUGGACGAGUGCUCCAGACCUGACAACGGUCGCUGUGAGCAGCGCUGUGUCAACACGCUCGGUAGUUACAAGUGCGCCUGUGACCCUGGGUAUGAGCUGGCUGCGGACAAACGGAGCUGUGAGGCUGCCUGUGGUGGUUUCAUCACCAAGCUGAAUGGGUCCAUCACCAGUCCAGGCUGGCCCAGAGAGUAUCCACCCAACAAGAACUGCAUCUGGCAGCUGGUGGCGCCUACGCAGUACCGCAUCACGCUGCUCUUCGACGUCUUCGAGACGGAGGGGAACGAUGUGUGUAAGUAUGACUUCGUUGAGGUGAGGAGUGGUCUGUCCGCCGACUCCAGACUGCACGGGAAAUUCUGCGGAGCUGAGAAACCAGAGGCCAUCACCUCUCAGUACAACAACAUGCGCAUUGAGUUUAAAUCUGACAACACGGUCUCUAAAAAAGGCUUCAAGGCCCAGUUCUUCUCAGAUAAAGACGAGUGCUCUAAGGAGAACGGCGGAUGUCAGCAUGAAUGUGUGAACACCUUUGGCAGCUACAGUUGUCAGUGCAGAAGCGGCUUCGUUCUGCAUGAGAACAAACAUGACUGCAAGGAAGCCGGCUGCGAUCACGUUGUGAACAGCGUGAGUGGGACCAUCACCAGCCCUAACUGGCCAGAUAAAUACCCCAGCAAGAAGGCCUGCACCUGGGCCCUCUCCACCACCCCGGGACAUCGGAUCAAAAUAGCUUUUAAUGAACUUGACAUGGAGCCUCAUCUGGAAUGUGCUUAUGACCACAUUGAGAUUUACGACGGUCGGGAUGGGAAAGCACCAAGCCUCGGCCGCUACUGCGGCACCAAGAAACCUCAACCAAUCAUAUCCACCAGCAACAAGAUGUUCAUCCGCUUCUUCUCUGAUAACUCUGUGCAGAAGAAAGGCUUUGAGGCUUCCCAUACUGCAGAGUGCGGAGGCCGUCUGAAAGCAGAGGUGAAAACUAAAGACCUCUACUCUCAUGCCCAGUUUGGUGAUAAUAACUACCCCGGGGCGUCAGACUGUCAGUGGGUGAUCACAGCAGAGAAGGGCUACGGCGUGGAGCUCAUCUUCCAGACCUUCGAGAUCGAGGAGGAGGCCGACUGUGGCUAUGAUUACAUGGAGCUGUUUGAUGGGGCGGACACCAAAUCACCCAGACUUGGCCGCUACUGUGGAUCAGGGCCUCCAGAAGAGAUCUACUCCGCCGGUGACUCCAUCGUCAUCAAAUUCCGCUCAGACGACACCAUCAAUAAGAAGGGCUUCCAUGUGCGUUACACCAGCACCAAGUUUCAGGAUACACUCCACUCCCGUAAGAAGUGACCUCUAGUGGCCGGGAGGGGCCGUGCAGGGCCUAGGGGGAAGCGAAAGGGCCCCAAGGGGAGGGCCCAGCCCAUCGCUCAGAGCCCCCCGGCCGCCAAGAACACCCAGACUCAACGAACCAGCCGCAAGAACGCCAACGACACCUCAGUAGUUCACAGGGGUUCUGGCAUCCCCUACUGACUGUGAGGAGUAAAGCCAUUCCGCAGUAGACCUUGUUUUUACCUUUUUUUUAUUAUUACUUUCGGGGCAAGAUGUGGAGGGGGGAGGGGGUGGAAUGUAUUCAGUUGCUGGAUACCAGAUAUAGGGGUGAAAUCAAAUGUGGGAAGGGUGGGUGUAGCUGAUCAGAUACUGGAACCCCCUCCUUUUUUCACCUUUCAUGAGCCGAGAGUGCAUUGAAAAACACAAAUACACUGAGGAAUUCCUGCAGGAGAACCGAGCAGUCAACCAAACUCACCAAACCAGUCGUCUGUGCAACAGUGGGAUAGAGGAAGUGAGAAAUGAGUGAAGCAGGGGCAUUGACGAUGAUGUCCCUCGCAUGUUUUCCAACCUUGAAACGUAAGAUUUACCGAUACACUGUGGGGAAACAACUGUCUCUUUUUGACAUUAUUGCCAUUGCUUGUUCAUAAAGAGUCUCCUUGGCCAUUGUGGGCCAGUUUCUUUGUCAUUACUUGAGCAAAUGACACUGUAUGUCAAAGAGAUGCAUGUGGUACAGCUAGAAGGAAAUGUGGACGUAAUGGCACCAGCAUUUGUAAUUACUCGUUUUUUCUUGGCCAGUAAUCCAGACGGUUCCCUGCCCGAAAUUAUCACUCUCUCUCGUUUUUCAGAAUCAUCAGAAUCGUUAUUCAGGUUUUACAGAAUCAGUUAUCAUAUUAAAAGACUAAUAAACAAAAUGUGGCCCAUGUCUGAUGGCUGUUAAUUGCUUUUGCAUAAAAACAGGAUGAUAUUUAGUUUUCGUUAGUUUAAGCACACACGCUUUCAAGAUUCUGUUAAUUUACUGCUGUCCUCUUAACACUCACUCUGUGCUUCGCCAAUCAUGAACAAAUUAGGCACAAUCGCUUGAAAAUUGGUGGGCGCUCUUGUGUCUGGUAAUCCAACCGCUGUUUUUUAAUCUUAUUUUUCCUUUUUUCAGGCUCUUUCCUCACAGUACAUGACCAACAGUUGCUUUCAAAAUUAGCAUCAUCGUAUGAUAGCUGUUUGUGUGGACCAUAGUCAGGAUAGACAUCAUUAAAAAAAUUUAAUUAGACACGACCUAUGAACUUAAAGAUUUAGUUCAGUCAAAGAGUCUGUCAUCAUUUACUCCAAGACCUGACACCUAUUGAACAAACCAUAGUGUUGCAUUUUAAUUCAGAUCAGAUUACAUAUGGUUUCUACUCUGACUGUUGAUCUGUUGUCUCUGCACCCAAUACAAUUAUGAGUUAACAGCAGUCCUCCGGUGGCCUAUUGCAAGAUAAAUGUUGCUCUUACACCGCUGACUAUGGGGAAACUGUUAUUUUUUUUUUACAUUUUUAACAAUAACGUACCUCACCAUGUGGGAGAGUGUUGGGAUGGUGCUAUUUCAAAUGAGCCCUGCGCCCCAGUCAUUGCGGCCACUUGAAAUCGCUCUUUCUCCAUUGAUGUGCAAUGUCAUUUGGGAAAAGAGGAUGUUUGAUGUCAAAUCUGUGUGGAAUAGUGCUGAAUAGUGUGAUCCCCAGGGUUGCUCGUUUGAUCUGAAGUGUUUGCGCACUCCAUUUCCUGGAUCAUCCCUGUGAAGUAUGCAGUCUGCAUUGCUGCUCCCUACCUCUCUCUCUCUCCUUCUGGCUCUUGCAGAACUCCUUCAAAGGCUGUUGACUCUGUCUCCUCUGUUUCAACUGCUCUUUUCAUCAUAUGAUAUCAUUUCACACCUGUUUGCCUUUGUGGAUUUACCUAAAGCUCUUUUCAAUCUCAGGUUCAGGAUAUCUGAUUGUUGUUACCCACUGAAUCAUUUCAAGAAGCUAGAUUUUAAUUGUUGCAGGACUUGGUUACUGUUUGAAAUCCAGGCAGGCAAAUGACGAGGAUUAUGGUUUUUAGAGGACACAUUUUGGGGUUUUAAAAGGUUUUAGACGUGUCUGCAAUGCCUUCCAUCUGAACCUUCAAGCCACAUGUGCUGGGACCAAACAAGUUGCUUGAUAAAAGUUCUUGCAAGCUUACCCUAAUGCUCAAGAUCAACUAACUUCUAUCCUAGUUUUUCAAAUGGAUUUUAUUUUGUGUGUCUAAGAGAACGUCUAUACCCAAUUUAGCAUCUCUUUAUUGAAUAUGCUACCUAGCAUAGCUUUUUAGAGUAGUGGAGCACUUGUACAUUUAGCUAAUCAAAGCACAUCCUCCUAAGCAUUAUUAAUGUUUUUAAUGCCCAGGUUAUUUCUUGUUAGAAAUAGUGUUAUGUGGGCAAAUGUGGAAUUCAAAUGAUCUGUUUUAGCACAUUUUUGAAAUGUUACCUCAGCAUAAUAGUGUAUGCUUGAUUUAUUCACCCUGACCGGCCUUCCCACGCAAGACUUGGUACAUGUUUAUGCAUUUUAUCAUAUGUAUGUAUGUAAAUAUGUAUUAAUGUAUUCAAAGUACACUAAACCAUAGAUAACUUGAUGAGAACUAAGGCUAUGUGUAAUUGCAGACAAAAAGAUGCAAUUUAUUUAUAUUGUAUAGCUAAUUUUCACCUAUGUAUUGCACAUAGUGUUAACAAGUGCAUCUAUUUCAUAAAAUGUUAUUUUCAUUUUGAAAUGCUUCAUGUCACAUUUUGUCUUGUAGACUCAGGAAUUAUGGACUGACCAUUUGAUUAAUUGAAUUAAAGCUCAAAUAUACCAA